Gadus macrocephalus (Pacific cod) is the source of this 2314-nucleotide messenger RNA. It is a transcript of the gene wfikkn1, whose product is annotated as WAP, follistatin/kazal, immunoglobulin, kunitz and netrin domain containing 1. Bases 500 to 2299 code for a protein of 599 amino acids. Gene Ontology annotation, molecular function: protein binding; serine-type endopeptidase inhibitor activity. Gene Ontology annotation, cellular component: extracellular region. The transcript has 2 exons. The record is from RefSeq and is a predicted model, not a curated record. NCBI's taxonomy places the organism in Eukaryota, Metazoa, Chordata, Actinopteri, Gadiformes, Gadidae.
GCAGGUUUAUAGACGCUCCAUAAAUGCUGUCUACGGACAACAUUUUAUUUGUCUCCAGAAUCGCCCAAUCGUGGGGACAGCUUGCUAACCUGGUCCGCACAAUUUCUUUGAAGUUCCUUCUUCAGUUUUUACAAUGUUUGUCCAGUUGCUGGGCGCAGGGGACUCCUUCCUAAAGGUUCAGACCCUGGGGGCGCAGGGGGGGCUGCCCUCUCCACCCCGCUCCCUGAGCCCCCCAGAGAGACGAUGCUAUCCCUUUCUUCUCUCAUUGUGUCGCCCCGGGCCAUCCUGCUCGUCUGGGACACGACUUCAACACACGAUGGCUUUAUGAUUAUGUUUUCUGUUUUUGCCACACCAAGCCGUAAUCAAUUAAUCUAUCGAUCGUAAUUCAGUGAAGUAUUGGGUUAUGCAGAGAAGUCGAAUGGCCUUUGAAGAAGGUCUCUGAAAGUUAGAAGAAGUUAUGGAACUGUUUCGGGGCUGAAUCGUGCAAAAGGACCCAACAAUGUCCCAUUUGGCUCGCGUCCGGAGGAGGGGAUGUACGACUGGCCUUUACGCACUGCGAAACGUCCCUGCAAACAUUUCCAGUGCUUCUGGAGGCGUUUGGUUACCUUUUUUCUUCAUGCUGUCGUUAAACGCGUUCGUCGAAAGUGCAGCAAGUGUCGCAGGUCCCAAGGCUGAACACCAGGGGGUCUGUCCCAACAAGAUCAAUGGCAAUCUGUGGGUGGACGCGCAGAGCACCUGUGAGAGAGAAUGCAACGUCGAUGAGGACUGCGCCGACUUUGAGAAGUGCUGCACCAACGUGUGCGGCCUGAGCAGCUGUGUCGCGGCGCGCUUCGCCGACGGCCCCCCCCCCCAGCCGGAGAGCCCGGACGGGGGCGACGGGGACGGCAGCUCCGCCACCUGCGCCGGGUUCCUCUGCAGCCAGCAGGGGGCGACCUGCGACCUCUGGGAGGGCCAGCCCGUCUGUGUGUGCCGGGACCGCUGCGAGAAGGAGCCCGGCUUCACCUGCGCCUCCGACGGCCUCACCUACUUCAACCGCUGCUACAUGGACGCCGAGGCCUGCGUCCGCGGCGCCACGCUCACCGAGGUGGUCUGCCGCUUCUACCUGGCCGGACCCCCCACCGGCCCGCCGCCCCGGGACCCCACGGCUCUCCCCGCGCCCACCGCCCCCCUGGCGGACGCCCUGCCCCCCACCCUCUUCUCCAACCCGGCCCCCCAGUCCACGUACGUGGGGGGCACGGUCAGCUUCCACUGCGACGCCCUGGGGCUCCCCAAGCCCGAGGUCACCUGGGAGAAGCAGAGCGAGCGGCGCGGGCGCCUGGUGAUGCGGCCCGACCGCAUGUACGGCAACGUGGUGAUCACCAACAUCGGCCAGCUGGUCGUCUACAACGCGCAGGUCUGGGACACGGGCGUGUACACCUGCGUGGCGCGCAACGCGGCCGGGGCGCUGCGGGCCGACUUCCCCCUGUCCGUCGUCCGCAGGGCGGAGCACGACUUCGGCGAGGACCCCGAGAUGCCCAUGGGCCGGCCCUUCUCGCCCGCCGACUGCCUGGCCGCCGCAAACCUGCGGGCGUGCAGCGGCGAGCGCCACGUGGACUGGUACUACGACGGUAGCGGCGGCGGCGGCGGUGGCUGCGUGGCGUUCACCAACAGCGGCUGCGAGGACAGCAGGAACCGCUUCGAGACGUACGACGAGUGCCGGGCGUCCUGCCAGCGCGAGGGGGCGGGGACCUGCGCCCUCGCCGCCGUGCAGGGCCCGUGCAAGGCCUGGGAGGCGCGCUGGGCGUGGAACCCGCCGGCCAAGCGCUGCCUCGCCUUCGCCUACGGCGGCUGCCACGGCAACGCCAACAACUUCCGGAGCAGGAGGGAGUGCGAGGCCCGCUGCCCGCAGGCGAGGCGGCGGCCGUGCCGCGCGUGCCGCCUCAGGGGGAAGCUGGUGGCCAGCCUGUGCCGGAGCGACUUCGCCUUCGUGGGCCGGCUGUCGGAGCUGAUCCAGGACCUGGACUCGGGCAUCGCCCGCUUCAGCCUGGAGGAGGUGCUGCUCGACGACCAGAUGGGCCUGAGCUUCUUCAACACCCGGCACCUGGAGGUGACGCUGGCCGAGGUGGACUGGAGCUGCCCCUGCCCCAACAUGACGGCGGCGGGGGGCGGCCCCUGGCUGGUGAUGGGCGUGGUGCGGGACGGCGCGGCCGUCAUCCAGCCCGACAGCUACGUGAGGAGCGUCUCGGAGCGCCGGCUUAGGAAGGUCCGGGAGGCUGUCAGCAGGAAGACCUGCGAGGGGUCGGCGCGCCCACAGGCGUAGCCCGGGGAGACACGG